Emiliania huxleyi CCMP1516 is the source of this 1716-nucleotide messenger RNA. RefSeq lists its product as hypothetical. Lineage: Eukaryota; Haptophyta; Isochrysidales; Noelaerhabdaceae. The transcript is spliced from 4 exons. The record is from RefSeq and is a predicted model, not a curated record. The coding region runs from base 1 to 1716 and encodes 571 amino acids.
AUGGCCGAGCUGGUUGUCACGGACCUGUGCCCUAAGAUGAAGAUCUACUCGGUGGCAAACGUGUUGUCCGCGGACGAGGCGCAGCAGCUCAUCGAGGCCGGCGAGGCGCGCGGGUUCAAGGACUCGUCUCCCAGCGGGGGUGGUCACGGGCGGACGGGGCGCGAGGACGCGCGGACCUCCCAGUUUUCCGUUCUCGUCGACCAGGACAAGUUGGCCCAGCUGCUGUGGGACAGGCUCAAGCCCAGCGUGCCGCCGGACUGCACCCACCUGUCCGCGAGCGGCUACUUACCGCACGAGCAGAAUCGCCGCUCUUGGGCUCCCGUGGGCGUCAACCCGCGGCUUCGGCUGUACAAGUGUAAGCGCGCGCGGAUCCGAACCCCCAUCCUGCAUGCCCGCCGCGACGAUCGCGGACAGUGCUUCCCAGAGCACAUUGAUUACAAGAUGCGCCGCGAGGUGUGGCGCGGCGGCGCCAAGCACGAGCAGAUGACGUUCUUGAGCAAGAAGGGCAAGGCGCAGGCCAAGGGCAGGGAGCGGGCGAGGCAUGCGGCUUGGCGGGAGGCAGUCCGCUUCGUGGCGGUGAGCCAGGAUGGCGCCGGCGCCUUCCUCAACGCCAUCCCAAUGCGGGAUGACAUGCGAAUGGAGACUUGGGCGAUGCGUCUUUCGGUGCAGCGCCGCCUGGGUCUCCCCCUCGACGUGGCCUGCCAGGCCGCGGCGGCGGGCAAGAAGACUCGGAAUGGGAAGACCCACGACGAGUAUGGCGACGCUGCUGUCAACGUACCGCAGCAGGGCCACAACACCAGACACAAGUACACGCUUCGACGCCUCAUCCUCGCCCUACGCGCCGCGUGGGGCACCGCUGUGCGAAUGGAGCCGAAAGCCCACCUCGGUCAGAGUUACAACAAACAACCCGACGUGGACGCGGACAACAUUGGCUCGCACGGCACGCACUAUUGCGGAGACGUCAAGGUCGUCUGUUCCCUCAGCAGCAGCGGGGAGCACGGUCGGAAGGGCGCUUUUGUCGCUUUCGGCAACACUGAAUCAUUCUACCGGAACAUGGGCGUCGAAGUGCAGCUGCUGCUGUUCGAAUCGUUCGGCGGGUUCGGAAAGGGGGUCCGUGAGAUCCUCCGGAGAGCGGCGGACGUGCUACAGAACAAGCUGACGCGGGCCCAGUACCUCGAUGAGGUGACUUGGACCACCAAGAGCUGGCUGGGGCUGCAGAAGCAGCGCAUCUCAGUCGUUCUUCACACGGCCAUCGCAGAGCAGGUCGUGAAUGAGCUUGCCUGUGGCGGGGGUGGGCGGGUGCACGGAGCUAAUGUUGUGCGAGGGAGUUUUGUUGUAAAAUUCUUGAGUGUGGUGGUGUACCUCAAGACUUCGCCGGCGGGCAGACCGGCUUCUGGACCAGUCACGACGCCGGGCAAGAAGGAGCACUGCCGAUUCCUGCGUGACUGUGAGGCCAAGCCGCACGACCUGGUGGUGACGCCCGCGACGGGCAUGGCCUGCUGCAUGGACCAAAACUUGCUGCACGAGGGGCUGCCCGUGACGGCCGGCGUCAAGUACGUGCUGCGCACCGACUUUGUGCACGAGCGCGCGCUGCCGGCGCCCCACCCCAAGCUGGCGGGCCGGGGUGGUGGUGGAGGCAAUGCCAGCCCGCCCCCUGACGGCGCGUCUGAGUGGGAACGGCUGUUUGAGACGAGCUGCAAGAAUUACGCGGACUAA